Molecule: messenger RNA, 1920 nt
Organism: Prosopis cineraria
Lineage: Eukaryota; Viridiplantae; Streptophyta; Magnoliopsida; Fabales; Fabaceae
Product: adenine nucleotide transporter BT1, chloroplastic/mitochondrial-like
Exons: 3
Coding region: 474-1667 (397 amino acids)
Biological process (GO): transmembrane transport
Source: RefSeq, a predicted model, not a curated record
CUACCUAUGUCCGAUUCGCAGGGGAGGCUGCGAAACAGUGAAUAGAAUAGCGAGGAGGGACGCGGGAAGGGGAUAGUGGUCAGUGGAUACACGCUUUGGUUUUACCUACCCGCCUCUCUCUCUCUCAGUUUGGUGUCUUCUCUGUAUAUUUUAUUUUGUUUGGCAGACCCAAGAUACCCCAUCUUUUUGAUUCUUCACCGUCGCUUCUGACUGCUUCUCCUCUAACGAAGCAUUGCUUUUGCGUCGCAUUCGCCUACGGUUUUACUGAUCACUCCUACUCCCAAACGAAUCCGGAAUAUCUUGUUUUUGACCUUUUUCCUGGAUCGAGAGUAGAGUUAUUCCUUUGAAUUUCUUUUUUGCUCGUAGACGAAUCUACGUCUCCUAUAUAUUCUUUACGCGCCUGAAUCCAUGAGAGCAUUGGAUUUGGGCACUCAAUAAACCCUAGCAGCCAGUUUGUUACAAGGUUCUGAUUGAUGGGCGGGAAGGGAGUUCAGCUAUUUGAUGAUAAAAGAGAUGGAUUUUUCUCUGUCUGCAAUUUGGGGUCACGGCGGAACCUCCAAGACGAGUACUUGUAUCCCGGAGGCUUAUUUGCGAGCGUCAGUCAGGUAGGAAUGGGAUUUGGUAUUCAGCCGCAACCCCAACCCAACCCUUCUGAUUCCCGGGACGGUGGCGGCUUGAAAUUUCCCUACGCUGAAUUGUUCGUCAAGUAUGUGGAAUCACCGGGGAAAGUUCGUGUUACUGGAGUUUCAGAGGAGGAAGGAAUUCAGAGCAAGAAAAAGGGAGGCCUUAAAAUGAAAAUUGAGAUAAAAAAUCCUUCACUGAGAAGGCUGAUUAGCGGCGCCAUUGCCGGGGCAGUCUCCCGCACGACCGUGGCACCGUUAGAAACUAUAAGGACCCAUUUAAUGGUGGGGAGCAGUGGCCAUUCUACUCUUGAGGUUUUUCACAAUAUUAUGAAAACUGAUGGUUGGAAGGGAUUGUUUAGGGGUAAUUUCGUGAACGUGAUUCGGGUUGCACCUAGUAAGGCCAUAGAGCUAUUUGCUUAUGAUACAGUGAACAAGAACCUAUCCCCAAAAGCCGGGGAACAGCCCAAACUUCCCGUUCCUGCAUCAUUAAUUGCAGGUGCAUGUGCUGGAGUUAGUUCAACCAUAUGCACAUAUCCUCUUGAACUGGUCAAGACUCGACUAACUAUACAGAGAGGUGUUUAUAAUGGUCUGCUUGACGCGUUCUUGAAAAUAGUUAAAGAAGAAGGCCCUGCAGAACUUUAUAGAGGCCUUGCUCCCAGUCUUAUAGGGGUAAUUCCUUAUUCUGCCGCUAAUUACUUUGCGUACGACACGUUAAGGAAAGUAUACCGGAAGGUUUUUAAGGAAGAGAAGAUCGGCAACAUUGAAACCCUUUUAAUUGGAUCAGCGGCCGGGGCCAUAUCAAGCAGCGCCACUUUUCCUCUGGAGGUAGCUCGCAAGCAUAUGCAAGUGGGGGCUCUCAGUGGAAGGCAGGUAUACAAGAAUGUGAUUCAUGCACUUGCAAGCAUACUUGAACAAGAAGGGAUCCAGGGUUUAUAUAGGGGUCUGGGACCGAGCUGCAUGAAGCUGGUGCCAGCCGCUGGAAUCUCUUUCAUGUGCUACGAAGCUUGCAAGAGGAUACUGGUGGAGGAAGAAGAUGAGGAAUAAUCGGUUGAGUCACACUUCCUGGGGCAUUAUUGUUGGAGCUGAGGGUUGGAGAUGCCAAAUUCCCCCCCCCCCCGCCUUACUGGAUUUUUUCCAACAACCCUUGAGAGAAGCAAACGAGGAUGGAAUAAUAAUGAGUUCGGUGUUUUUUUUUAGAAAAAAAUGUGGGAAAUUUUACUCUGUUGAGAGUUCAUUCUUGGAACUAUUGUGGGUUAGUUCAUUUUUCGAACAAGCAGUGAAAUUUUGCGUCGCCUAA